Molecule: messenger RNA, 1917 nt
Organism: Cottoperca gobio
Lineage: Eukaryota; Metazoa; Chordata; Actinopteri; Perciformes; Bovichtidae
Gene: ftr86
Product: finTRIM family, member 86
Exons: 10
Coding region: 7-1785 (592 amino acids)
Molecular function (GO): zinc ion binding; protein binding
Source: RefSeq, a predicted model, not a curated record
CACCAUAUGGCCUCAGCCUGGUCUGAAGAGGAGACCUUUGUCUGCUCAGUAUGCCUGGACACCCUGAAGGAACCAGCCACUCUAUCCUGUGGACAUUCAUACUGUUUGGCUUGUAUCCAGAGGCACUGGGACAAGAGAAACGGAAAUGGUCAGUACAGCUGCCCCCAGUGUAGGCAGGUGUUUAACCCUCGACCCUCGCUGGCUAAGAGCACUGUGCUAGUGGAGGCUAUGGAGAAACUGAGAACCAACAGCCUCAAGCAAAGCUCCUCCACUGCCCCGCCAUCGAUGCCUAUCUACCUGGAGGUCCUACCAGGUAUAGGGCCUCGACAGGGCAGCAUGUACCCUCAGCUUCCAACAGUGGACCCAUGGCUUUGCUCUCAACACAAACAACCUCUGGAUCUGUUUUGCCUUGAAGACAAGGAGUGCGUGUGUGAGGUGUGUUGCCAGCAUGGACACAAGGGACAUCGUGUGGUCAAACCACAGGAUGAGAGGAAGGAGAGACAGAAAGAGCUUGUUCAGAUGCAGGUAGACAUACAGAGGAGAAUCCAGGAGACUGAAAAGAGGUUUGUGGAGCUCCCACAUGCUGCCCGCCAACACAAAGCCUUGGUGCAGGCUCUAGAUCAAGAGAGCACGAAUGUAUUCUCUGAGCUUGUCAACACCGUGAAUCAAACAGGCAUCCAAGUUGGCGAGGUCCUCAGCACCCAUGAAACCUCCUUAGGCAGCCGGGUUGAGGGACAGAUCCACAGACUGGAGCAGGAGGUGGCACCGCUGCGCUGGAAGAAUGAAGAGCUGAGUAGGCUGGCCCACAUCCAAGAUGACAUCUUCUUCUUGAAGAAUUUCCUCAUCAUGGAGCCACUGGGUCAGACAGGUUCCCCAGGAGAGUCGAUACUGAGUCAGGAGGUAACAGUAGUAGCCUCCGUCCGCUCAGCCAUGAAAGAACUACAAGAGUCAAUACAGGACCUCUGCAAAGCUAGCCUCUCCAAGAUCUUCACAUUAGUGAAUCCUGAUGCUGUCGCUUCAACACCCGAUGGUGCCGCCGCCGCAGCAGCAGCAGCAGCAGCAGCAGCAGCUAACAGUGGUCAGGUCACCACACAAAACACAAGACAUGAGGAUUCAUCAAAACGUCCUGCAUGUCUUGAGGCUUCAGCCCCACCUUCACCCUCCCCUCGUCCUCACCCACAAGCACCUCCUGUAACAACAGUGGGACUUAAUCUAGAAACGAAGACAAGAGAAGAAUUACUGAAAUUUCGCUUUGAACUCACCAUGGACGCCCGCACGGUGUAUCGCCACGUGCAGCUGUCAGAUGGAGGUCAUAAGGCCACGAUGCGGGCUGAGAACCUGAACCUACCAGACCAUCAGGAGCGCUUCCACUUCUGGAGACAAGUUCUCUGCAGAGAGGCCCUGACAGGGAGCCCUUACUACUGGGAGGUGGAGUGGACUGGCAAGAAGAUCACCAUCGGCGUGGCCUACAAGGAGAUGGAACGUAAGGGCUCUGACGACAGCAGCCGUUUGGGCCACAAUGCUCUGUCUUGGAGCUUGAACUGGUCCGGGACCGGCUUCUCCUUCUGGCACGAUUCCCAGGAAAAACCGAUCGGCUCGCCUAAGGCCCGGCGGAUCGGCGUCUAUCUGGACCAGCAUGCAGGGAUUCUGGCCUUUUACCGCAUUGCCCACAACCAGGCAGAGCUCAUCCACCAGCACCAGAGCCAGUUCACGGGGCCACUGUACCCAGGGUUCAGGUUCUGGGCAGGAGUAGGUGCCACAGUGACUGUUUGCCGAUUGGAUUGAGUUGUAUAUGAAUGAUGGGCUGUUGUAUUUUGAUAUAACCUGCGUGUCUGGUUAGAAGUGAAUGUGCUCCUGGGAUCCUUCUAGAGAUGAAACAAAAAUUGUUCAGUAAUGUCUGGUUUUCAUAUUAUUAUU